Molecule: messenger RNA, 12314 nt
Organism: Temnothorax curvispinosus
Lineage: Eukaryota; Metazoa; Arthropoda; Insecta; Hymenoptera; Formicidae
Product: serine-rich adhesin for platelets-like
Exons: 11
Source: RefSeq, a predicted model, not a curated record
UAACUUGUGACUAUUAUCUUAUGCUUAGAGAUUCUCUAGUUCAGGGAGCCUAUUACGUAUCUUGAAACGAGGUGAAAAGUGAGAGAAUUCACUAGAGUAUCUACGAUUUCAUUGGUCAAAAUCUAAUAAAUUUGUUCACUUUUCGCCUCGCAUUUUCACCUCGCUUACAAGUGUUCAUUCCUUUAAUAAACAAAGAUUGUAUCAAUCUUUACAUUUUAUAAUAAGGCUAACACCAAGACUAACUAGCUUUUUUUACUAAUUACCAUUUAAUUUGAUAUAAAGCAAAUUUAAAUAAUUAAUUAAAACAUUAAUAAUUAAUAAAAUAUUAAUUGCUAAAGAGAAAUAGCUACCGCCUGCAGAUUUGCAACUCUACAUACGCUUGCAUACAAAUGCUUGCAUAACUGCAGGAGUUGAUGAACUUUACAUCGCUAUUUCGAUAAUGUGACGAUAAUUAUAUGUAAGAUGAGUGAGAAAUAAUGCUAGCUAUAUAAUAAUAAAAUAUAUACAUACAGAUCACGGUGAUACAGAUUAAUCAGAAAAUCGAUUGAGAAUUUUUGUAAGUAAAACGUUCUCGUUUGCGUUCGUCAUUUAUUGAUGUUACUCCUGUCAAACUUCACGUGUUCAUGUCGAUGCGAGCACUACAAGUAUCUUGACGUAUCGCUUUUACAUUACAUUCGCUUUUUACAUGACAGUGCACCUACGUGACACUCAUCGUGUGAUGCUCCAUGGAAAAUUCGUGCGAAAUAGCGGCGACGGUACGCGCGAAUCGUGAGCGAAACACCGUCUCUAAGGAUGCCCGUGAUAUGACGCUAUGCGAAUUAUCCUUUUCAUCGUAUUUUACAUUGCGGCUUAUGUGGCAAGAAUCGCGAUUGGUGGCGAUAUCGCCAAAACGAUACCAGGUAUCCUUGACAUUAAUUACUUAAACGUACUGAAUUCCUCUCGAGUGAUCUUUUCAUUAAACAGUAAAAAUCUGAACAGGUUUUAUAUAUACAAAGAGAAAGGGGUUACUUACUUUUUGCUUAAACUAAUAAUAAUUUUCACGCAUGUUCUCUCAACAUCUCUUUCCUUGAACAUUCGUAGGAAGAAGCAUGAGAUACGUCUUCAAACAGAAAAGUGAAACAGCGCGGAGCGGAGUGUCCAAAAUGCCUAUCGACGAUGGAAUAAUUCAGAUGAUAAAUAAGCGCAACAGGCAAUCGUUAAUAGGGAAUCAAAUCGACGAUUUUCCGCGAAGCAGAAGGAACAACUUAGAGCGAGUCAAGCGAAGUUUGCGAAAACGGAAGAAAUGUGCAAAGAAGUCGGAUCGCAAGAUCGCCCGUCGUCGAAAUAACUACGCGAACGACGAUGAUAUCGACGAGCAAAAUCCCUCGUCGAACGUAAUAAAAUUUCCCAUUUGGCAAGUCCCGGAAGCAACAGUUCCCGCAAUUAAUUCUGAUUCUACGACGAAUCCGACGAUCAUGGAAACAGAGAUGAAUGAUCGAUCGUUGCUCGCGUUUGAAAGGCCGCCGUCGCAAUUAGAGAAUUUAGACUACAAUCGCUCUGUAAAUGAAGCUACAUUGCCUAUCGCCGAUCCAAAUCCACGAAGAUCAUUUGACAUAAAUGUCUCCAAUAAAGACUUAACAUUUUCCAAAAUCGCAAAUCCGAAAUCCGAAAUUAAGGUCGACGUAAGAAGUUCUGCCUUUAAAGAACUAAAUAAUAAAAUGUUGCUUCCUGAGCAUUCUCAAGGAUUUCAGAAGCAACACGAUGCAUAUCAGAGGGAUUCUUCAUAUAACGUUAAAAAAGAACCAUUCGAUGAUCGUCUAACAGGCUCUAACAGAAGAUUUCUACUCGUACCGAUUUCUAAGAAUCUGUACGUUUUGAAAGACGUCCGGGAGAGUCCUCGAACAGGCGUGGACGAAAUAAUUGUACCUAAGCGAUAUAAGCUGUUAGAGAGAGAUAAGAACAACGCAACGUCCGCCAUUCUCUCGUUCAAGGCUCAUAUGCACCAUGAUGUGAAAGAUGUAGGUAGAGCUUAUCUUCAAAGAGUUAAUCACCAUUUAUUUGACCACGACGCGAAUUAUUUUUAUCCUACCCUUGAUCCUCGUGUUCCUGGAGAAAGUGCGAAUCCCACGGAAAACCCGGCGUCUUAUCCUGACUUUUUGUAUCCGGGUAUCGCCUUUCGGACUCGUUCCAAAUUAAUCGACGCUACUCCUGAAAUUUCCGACGAACAAAUUGUCUCUCCCGUUCCGGAUUACGCGAACGUUUCUUUCGCGGAUAAUAAUUUGCGCGACGGAAUAAAUUCUUACGAUUCGUCGGCAGUUCUAUCAUCUUCUUCUAUCGAUAUCCCGAGUGACGAUGUAUCUUUGAAGGAAAACGCAAAUGACGGUCAAUCGAGUGUCUUGUCCGCGACGAAAUUAGACGACGAGAUGAGUCUGUUUCAACAAGCUAGCGAGAGUUAUGGAACUUCUUUGGGAUACAGCGAGUUUGGUAUCGAAUUGACAACCACGGAUUUUCGAGAUAUUUUUGACACGCAUGAUGACGGGAUAUAUACGCCAGCCACUUUUGAAAUGUACUUAACUAAUGAUAAAGAGGUAUUUGCUGUGUCACAAAAAGUGGGAGACGACUCUAAAUUUUCGACAGGAAGGAACGAAGAUGAACCUGUAACAGACUUUGUAGAUAAUAUCUCGACUGUCUUUGACGCGUCCGCGAACGAAGAUAAUACGUUCUUUCCAAAUAUUACUUACACCUUCGUUGAUAAUGCUGAAGACGUUUCGAAUAGUGAAGAUAUAGAUAAAGAUAGUCAGGAAUACAGAAUCUCGAUUCCUGGCGAAUAUAACAAUAAGAAGUCGACUUACUCCAACGAUUUUGAUUACAAUAGAUCUAGCGAUGUGGAUUUGUUACUUAAUGCAGAAGAUUACGUGACAGCUGCACCAAAUAUCGAUAAAUGGUCACUAAAGAAAGCGCAAUCUAACGUAGAGAACUCGCGCGAUUUAUUAAUGGCAAUUAAACCAUUGUCCUCGGAGCUGCAGAAGUUGUUGAACGCAGUUAAGUUAGUCAACCGGAGCCUCAGCGACGUGCAAAGUAGACUGUGCGAUAAAAAAAACGUCGUCAGGACCGAGCGAGAGAAUAAAGAUAGAAAAGUCACGAAUAUCGCAAAUCUAACUAACAAAGUAGAUCGCUGUAAUUUUGAUUCCUCUACAGAAAGUUUUAACAGUCAUUCGUCGAAAAAGAAACGCAUUAAAACUAAAGACGGAAGUGUUACAGGACGUGAUGCAAAAAUUAGAAAGAAAACCAAUGGUCUCUUCUUAAAUAAAUUGACGACACCGUUUUAUAAGCGCGAAAGCUCCAUUACCAAUUCAAAGGUACAGAGUGACAGAAACUUCCUUAAAAAGAGAAAAUUGAAUGAGAGAGAGUUCCCCAAAUCAGGCGACGUUGAGAGGCGCAGACUGCCUUAUUCGAGGUUUAAUAGGAAUCUGAAGUCUCUGACAAAAAAUUACGAGAUGAAGCCAAUUCAACAGCUUAUCGGAGCCGGAUUGAAGAGGAUGAAACGUACAACGAUGUCAAUUGCAAGAUCGUCGCGUUUGAUGAAAAAUUAUAAAUCGAGCAAAAAUAAUUUUGCUGGCGGGCGUACGCAAAGUCAAGAAAAUAAUCAAAUAAGCAGAUCAAUAAUUCCACCGAGCAAUACACCUUCGACGUUUCCAGAUAUAUUCACGAAUGAUAAUUCAGCGCGUUUCCUGUCAGAUCAACGAGAUCCACAACUCAAUGUAAAGAGAGUAAUGUCGAGCGAAAUAUCUAGUUCUGAUAAAGAAAAGAAAUUUUCUCCUACUGAUCCGCAGCUUUAUAGGGAAGCGACAGCUUACCUCGAUAUACUUCGAUUGUUGAGCAAGACUGAAAAACCUUAUGUAGGGACCACGCAGUAUCCAACAGAAUCGUUGUCACCGCCGAUCUUUACGACCACAGAAUUUUCUGUGUCCGCGUUAACAUUCUUGCCAUACCUUACCGAGAAGUUUACAAUUACAACUUCGAGUACGAUCGUAGAAGAAAAAGGAGCCCCCGAGAUGACCGAAUCAUCUUUAUAUGCGACAGUUACUGAUUUUGGAUACAGCGAGGACUACGAACGAAAUUAUACGAGGAUGAAGGAUUACGAAGAUAUAACUCCCAGAAUUUCGGAAAUUAUAUCGUUGACGCAAUCGCCGGUUACGUUGAGUGCUUUUACUAUAACGAUGCCAAUUACGUCGCCACUAUAUUAUACGACGGAAUUAACAAUCCUUCCGUUUGAUGAAGCUGCAAUCUCAACCACUGAGAAAAUGACUAUAAUAUCACCUGUCGCGAUCACUACUGAAGUAACUGAGACUCCUAUCGUAAUUCCAACGAUAGAAACUCUUACAACCGAAACUGCCAUGCUAUUAACUCCAUUUUUAGAAGGUAUGACGGAUAUUACUAUGAAGAUUACGAUUCCUGCGGCUACUUCAAUCGAAGAGAUGCCCGCAUCAAUUAAAGCUGAAACUGUGACCACAGAGGAAAAAACUGUGGAAGUUACAUCGACAACUUUGACGACGGAAACAAUGCAAACAUUCUCGACCGUAUCAUUAUUCAAGAGUGUAGAAGCAGAAUUGACAAUUGAAACUACAUCUUCUACCGUGCCAGUUUCAACAACUCUGACAAUUACAAAAGGUUUUCAAACUACAACGUCAGAAUCUACUUUUGGAGAGACUUUGUUUAAUAUUACUACAAUCGCAAGUUCGCCUAUUUUUGAAAGAACGGAAACGAUUUUAAGUACGUCGACAGAGGUUACAAUAACCACGUUAAUACCGGAGGACGAGAGUCCAGUGACACAGAUCGAGAAAACUAUAACCGCGGAAGAAACAGCUACAGAAAUCCCAACAACUAUUGAAACCGCAACGGCUACUGAAAUUGCAGUAACUACUACCGAAACUUCAACAACAGCUACUGAGAUUUCAACGUCUGUAGAAACCACAAUAACCGAAAUGGUAACAAUUAAUAAAACUUUAACAACUGAGGAAGCGUCAACAUCCAUCGAAACUUCGACAGCCAGCGAAAUACCAAUGAUUUCGACUACGUAUAUUACAACUGAGUCUGUUACAUCAGAGAGUAUUACGUCGUCUAUGGCAACGACGUCCCCGAAAGAAUUUUUUCCAACAUCAAUUCUGACUACUUUCACUACAAUUUUUACUACGGAAACAACUAAGAGCAUCUUAGUUUCUUCGACGCCUGUUACAGCAACUUCCGUUGAAACCACAGUUCCUACGUUGAAAUUAACCACGACCACGCCGUUACAGACGCUAAUUACAAAUACGACGCUAAGUGAAACGCCGUAUACUACAAUUUCCAGCACGUUCUUGACUACGACCGUUCCAACCACGUCAUUGAAAGUAGUAACGACAACGCCCUUAUCACUUAUUACAAGUACGAUGUUAAGUGAAACGCCGAGCACUACGCUUUCUACGUUUUUAAUAGAAGAGACUACAGCUUCCUCAAUACUUACGACGUCUUCACUUGAGGCACUUCAAACCACGGCUGUAUUGCCAAUUCGUACAACGGUAUCUACAGUCGAAACAUUUCUGACUACAUCAUCUAUCGCGGUAUAUAUGACAGAGAAUGCGACAGUUUCCGGUACUACUGCUAGCACAAUCACAGCAAUGAUCUUCGAAAGUACAAUAUCUCCGGUCACAUAUUCUACAGUAACAACGCCUUCUAUCACCAAAAUUCCAAUUACGACGCCUGUUAUAGUGCAUACUGGGACAACGGCUUAUGAAACUACUUCUCCCUUAAUUACUUCAUCUUUUUUAACAGAGACCAUUGAAGGUACGACGUCUUCUAUAAAAGAAUAUGAAGAAACCAAAGAGUAUGAAAAAUAUUACUACAAAAGUACAAAAGAAAAAAUAACGACUUGGGUUACAGAAGAAGUCACGAUCGUAAGAGAAACAACGCCAACGACGUAUUCGCCGUCGUUUACUACUCCUUUUUUUAUUGAGACGACUGCAGAAACAAUUUCCCUCGCAAUCGAAACAAUUACUCUGCCCACGAUAACCGAAGAAACUGUAUUGACUGAAAAAAUCGUUACCGUUACUCCUACAACAACGAUUGAGGGAAUAUCGACACUUUCGGAAGUUACAUUGAUUUCCACUGAAACAAGCACAGUGUCGGCAAUAGAGACAAGCAGUUUGGUGUCCACAAUAGCUCCGACUACUACUGUUUUGCCUCUGGAAGAAACUGCCACAGAAAUUACGAAGACAAGCUGGAUAAUACCGACGACUGAAAAAACGGAAUAUGCAACGAUCUUAGAAACUGCAGUCACCGUGACGCUUGCUCCAUUUUCCGAAUCUAUUCUAUCAAUAAUAAUUACGUCGGAAACGCCUGCCACUACGCCGGAAGUUAUUUCUGUAUUGCCAAAAACUGUAUCAGAAGAGUUUACGAUGUCAACGACUGAAAGUCCAUCGGUAACAUACGCUACAAAGAAUUUUACAUUAUUUAUCGGAACAACGACCCAUCCCACUGUUUCAAUUUCGCCAGCAAUUACUGAGGAAACGUUAGAAGCUGAAACGGAAUAUUACGUAGCGAAAGAACCGUCCGAAGAGGAGUAUGAAGAAUACGAGGAGUACGACACUGAAAUCCCGACUGGCAAGUGGUAUUAUUAUGACGAGUAUGAAACCACGACGAAGAAAAGGAUCACUGCGACGGUAAAAUACACGAAACUGCCUAAAGAAAAGGUAACAAGUCUGCCUUAUGUCACAGGUACAACGACUUCGUAUGAGAUAGAAACUUCAGAGUUUACAACAUACUCAACACCUUCUGAGAUUAUAUUGACUUACACUAAUGUGACUUUAACGGCGGAAACUACUUCGGAAACACCUUAUACCGAAGAAGAAGAAGUUACUUCUACCUUGGAAACGUCUGCAUUAACCAUUAUUGAAAAUGUAACGACGGUUGAAGCGAAAACUGAAUUUACAGCGUCGACUGCGAGCGAAAGGACAGAAUCAACAACGUGGUUAACUUUUGGCUCUACUGAGGAAUACACUCUUCCCCCAUCGACGACUUUCAAAAUCCCGACGGAGCCACUUGAAUACCUAACAAUUCCGCCCAAGUACACGGACAGAGAACGCUUCACGCAAAUAUGGCGCGAGGUUACCUUUCCAAAAUUUAUCACAAAGCCUAAAAAAAUUCCGGAGAUUAUAUUGGAAAAGACUACGGCUUCAGAACGAGUUUCGACAGAGACUGAGACAACAGAGACCGUGGAGAAGUUGACUUCUUUCUUCGUCUCAUCGGCGUUGACGACAUUAACGGAAAAGGAAGCUUUUGAAGUGCACACAACGACCAUGAGUACUGUAUUUUUUGAAACAGAAGGUACUGUCGAAACCGGUUAUGAAGUUAGCACUCUGGCGACGACAAAAGAAGAGACUAUCACACCGUUUAUCACGUCCGAAGCUGAAAUUGAACUUCUAUUCACCACGACGAGCGAAACUGUUGAACGAGAGGAAGAGAAAGAACAGUUACUGCAACGACUCGAUCAUCUCAAACAGCACGAGAGGGAGAUGGCGGAGAGAGAAGAAAGGCUGAAGGAGAAGGAAAAACAGUGGGACGUGGAAAAAGAAAAUCGCAGGAAAAUGAUGCAGCGUGAGAAAGAGAAAGCGGAAAAUAUUACAACAGUGACUGGUACAACCGAAGGCUAUGUUACGACUACUGUCGCUGUCUCGAUCACAUCUCCCGUCGAGACUGUUAGUACAAGUUUAACUGUAUCAACUACUGAGAUUGAAAUCAUAUCCCCUGGUCCCUAUAUUACUACGUCGAGUUUAGCCGAAGUUACCACGGUUCCAACUGAAACAAUUCCAUUUAGUAUCAUAGGAGAAAUCACAUCUGUGACAUAUACUACCGAGGAAACGGAAAAAGCGACUACGGAAGAAAGCACAUCUACGAUGUACAUCACAGGAGAAACAGAGGAAAUAAUUAUACCUUACACUACAGAGGAAAUCACGUUUGUUACAUACGUUACAGAAGAAAUAAAGGAAGUACAAAUCACGGACUAUGUCACUCGGACACCGUGUAUCACUAUCGUGGAUUUACAUAGCUUCGGUUUAGCUUCAAUUGAAACUACAACUUCUUAUACUACCAAAGAAAUAUAUACUGCAAGUUACGUAUCUGAAACAACUCCAUUCAGUACCACAGAAGAAGUUACAUACGCGACGGAGAAGACGGAGGAAGCAACUACAGAAGGAAGUACACCUACGACAUACGCUACAGAGGAAACAGUUAUACUUGUGACCACUGAGAAAAUUACACCUGUUACGUAUUUUACAGAAGAGAUAGAAGAAGUGCAAAUUACGGAUUAUGCAACCUUGAUGCCAUAUGUCACUACAUCUAUUAUAGAUUUGUAUAACGUCGGCUUGGCUUCAAUUGAAACUGUGACCCCUUAUGCUAUCGAAGAAAUGUACACUACAAGUUACGUAACCCUUUACAGCGAGCCUUUAUUCGCUUCAUCCACCGUUACUAGCCCAAUUACAUUGGCUACCGAAAAGUUCAUUACGUUACCCAUUGCUACGUUUAGUGAAAGAUUUGAGGAAGUCAGUGUAGUUUCAGUUACAACUCCUACUUGGUACACUACAGAAGAAACGUACACAGCGAUUUAUAGUAAGCCUUUAUUCACUUCACCAACAUUAGAGUUUACUAGCACAACUACUUCAUCGACUUUGGCCGUUAUCGCGACUACAGAGGUAAAGUACGACGAGGAAGUAGAAAGAUUGAAGGAAAAAUUGCGCAAGAAGGAGCGCGAAUUAGAGGAGAGAGAAAGGAUUUUACUGGAAAGAGAGGAAAGAUUGGAGAAAGAUAUAAUAGAGUUUAAAAGAUACAUGAAAGCGUUUGAAGAGAAAAUAACGUCAGUUACACCAUCCCAGAAAUCGACUGUGCUCACAAGUUUAUCAACGCCAGUGCCGCCGACCGAAAUGACCACUAUAAAAGUGCAAUUAACAACUCAGAUUAAAGGGGUAACUGAGAAGAAAGAAAAUCGAACGACUACGAAGAUGGUAACUUCUCGACAGACAGAAAUGGGAGACAUCCAAGAAAAGAAUCGAACGAAGUAUGUUUCUGAAGAAGCCGUCACACAGAAAGAAGAAGAAAUCGUGACGAAACGAGUAUGUUUGAACGUUUUGGAAAAUACGACGAUUCCUUUAGAUAAACGAAGAAGGAACAUUGUGACCAAAAAGAUCUGCCUGCCGUAUUUUCCCGCGAAAAACGAAGAGAGGAGAUCAGUUGGUCGAUUAAGCAGAAAGCUUCUCGCUUUGCAAAGUACAAGAAAAAUGAAAAGACCGAGGUGGAAUGUUCCAUUAGAUUUUCGAUGUCGCAGAAGGGUGGAAGAGACUACGCGUAAGAUCGACAAUCUGCAGCUGUCGCUCCACGAAUGGCUAAGCAACGAAACCACGAAGCCACUGCAACACUUUAAAGGUUUCAUUAGGAUCUACAGAAAGAUGAAGAAAUUUCCAAAGAAGGUUGCAACCGUUAUUGACACGCGAGGAAACACGACUAGCGAUUUUCAAGAUAAAACCUCUCUGUAUGAACAACGUGUUCUUGAUUAUCAUAAAAGUAUCUUCCAACCGACCGCAACGUCUACGUUGGAUAAGGAACAUAGAAAGAGAAACGCUUUUUUCAGACAUGAUUUAAUUUCCGCGAGAAAAAAUAACUUUCCUAUUGACGACAAAUCGAAUGUUCGAAAAAGAGACGUUUCACCGAUAAAAAACGAUGCACGAUUUUGGACAAAAAAAAGCACGACCGAUAUUUCGAGUCAAAGAGCAACAACUGCGACAGCCGAAGAGGACGGAUCUUACACGGUAAAAGUGCUACAGCUCAGUUACGACGAGGACAAACAAACGCACGAAAUAAUAUCUGCAAAACCAGAUGAAGAUGAACUGACAGCGAUUAUAUCUGAAUCAAAUGAUGACAAUUAUGUAACUGAAUUUGGGGAGGACAGGAACAUUACAACGCCAUACUAUGAGAUUGAAGAGGAAGAUAAUCUAAAAGAAGAAGACGAUGAACUGACAGAUAAAACGGAGAAAAAAAUGGAAGAAAAUGAAGAUUAUAUCGAGGAUAUGAUAGACAAUUACAUGAAUUAUGAGGAACACGAAACAUCGACGUGGACACACAAUGGGAAAUUCUUAAACAAGAAAGGCAAAGAUAAGAGAACGACAGAAAAUGAAAGACAAUUAUUGGAUCAAUCGUGGCCCACCGAGCAAAGUACGACAUAUCAUUUAGGCGGCACUAGAUUUUGGGAACUCGACUUCGUUACGGAACCGUCAGCCGUAUUACGUACGACGGUUGACAAAAGUAAACCCACUGACGUAUCGAUCACCAGGACGACUUGUUUCGACGUUGUUCUUAAGAACGAAAGAAGUAGCGAAGUAAAGUCUAAUGUAUCUUAUCACAAACGGGACGUUUAUAACAGUAGGACGAGGAAAAAUGUUUAUAAAAUCGAAAAGCGAAAUGCUAGUCUUAGAAACGUUACACGAACUAAUGCGUUGCGUUACAAGCUGAGAACAAAGCGACCCGGAGUGAAGAAAUUAAAGCGCGAUUCUCAAAAGUUGAACGGAUCGAAUGGUUCCAAGCGAAAUUUCGGAGAAGCGAGAACGAUGAAAUUUAACGAUUUUCGGCGUACCAGCAAUGAAGAUUCAAUAACGGCGAAGACCCGUAAACUGUGCGGCGUUAAUGCGAGCAAAUUGAAGCGUCAGGUUGUCAAACACCAAGAUGCUACAGACAAACAUAAAGAGAAGCAACCAGCAAAAUCGCGAACAUUACAAAACACUAAUUUGCGCUCUCUUCAUAAUACGGAUAAUUGUGUCGCGAAUAAAAAGAAUAAAUAUCAUAAGACGACGACGGCCGCGAACGGAACGAGCUUUCCGUUGGACGAAAUUAAGGCGCUUAAUUGCAGCGAAUAUAAAGAGACCCAGGAUAAAAUGGUGAUCUCGAUGGACACCGACGCGGAGGAGGCUAGAGAAUUUCCACAACCGCAUUACAAUAUCGAAUCGCUCAAGGGCCAGAAAUAUAUCAAGCUGGAAGAGCUAGAGGAUAAUUUCAACAGCGACUUGGAAUUCGACCGCGAUCACGAUGUUGUUUCACUACCCGGCGUUAAUCUCAAUUUACCCUGUAAUCAAGACGGCGAUGGUAUCACCUGGCUGUCGAGUGUCAGCAGACCGAGUUACACGUGGAAAAGAACGGACGGCAUCGCGGUCCUCGGUUUCGUGGCGGAGAACGGCGAUCUGGAAUUGCGAAACGUGAACGCGAAGGAUACGGGGAACUACACCUGCGUCAUGACGUACACGAGCCCCGACAAUGAGGAACCCGUGGAGACCGCUUACGAAAUCCAUUUGCAAGUUGUCACGCUGCCGAGGCACGUUGUGCACGGCGAGAGCCGUUAUCACGUACCAUCUUGCGACGAAAGGGACUUGGACGUCCUAGUGACGUAUCUACCGCUAAAAUUGAACAGCGUUAUAUGCGAAGCGGAUGUCUGCAACGCUUACGUCCUAACGCCGUCUUGCUCCCGAAGUCAAAUUACAGUAAAUAUUCUACUAGUGCCAUCGCAUAUCGUUAAACUGAUGACAAUAGAUCCCAAACGCUGCAAUGUUUUUUGCCUUAAAGCCAUUCAGGAUAAAGUCUCGUUGAUACUGAGUAAAAACUUACAAAUCUUCCUCGGGAAGACCAUUAUUUUCAGAUUGCCGCAUUACGAGCAGAGGCUGGUGCCGAUCGUUGUCGAAAAGUCGUCGUUCGCAAGACGGAAGCGAGGGAAGACCGAUGGAAACGCGUCCGCCGGGGGAUCCAGCAACGUCGGUUUGUUCUCCAGCUGUCCAGCGGGAUACGGUCUUCGUGAUACACGUUGUGUUCCUUGUAACGUGGGCACUUAUAGCGAGGACGGAGUAUCGCACUGUAAAAAAUGCCCGCCCGGUACGUAUCAGCCGAAUCACGGUGCCAGAGUUUGUCGCACGUGCACUAAUCCAAUGACGAAAGGCUGUUACAAUAUGCUCUGGAAUUCUUUCUCCGCUAUAAUGGUAACUUUGGCAAGUGUUGGCGCGAUGCUGUCGAUAUGUGUGCUGCUACUAUGGAUAAUUUGCUGCGCCAAAAAGAAAUUCUGCGUAAAGCGAAUAGCUGGUAUUGUCGCCAACGAAGACUCUUUUGAGCCAGAGAAACGCGUGGAGGAGCAACUGUUAAUUAAGGAUGCGAGUGACAACGAAGAUCAGCAAUGGGACAGCGAGAACAGAGUUAAGAGAAAAAAGGGAAAGUUUUAUUUAAAUAAAAAACGCCGAAAACCGAACGAAAGAAGAAAAUACGACAAGGCGCAC